CUGUGGCGGCCGCCAUGUUUGUGAGGGGCACCGCCUUCCGCGUCGGAGGGGCUGACGCUGAGGGCUGGUCCCGCGAGAUGCUGCGGGGCGGAGCCUGAGUGCCACGUCGGGGCGAGCCCGAGGUAGCGGAUCCCAGCAGCGGCAGUACAAUGGCAGCGCCUCGCCUAGCAAGGAGCCGAACAGGACUCUGCAGCCCACUCACCGUCAUGGUGGCCUGCGUGGUGUUGAUACCGACCGCCUCCCAGCACGAGGACUUCCAUGGCCACUCACACGAGGGCUUACACCACGGGCACAGCCAUGCUGCCCACGGCCACUCGCAUGAGGGCCAUGGCCAUGGCCACUCGCACAAGCACCUGGACCAUGGCCACAGCCACGCCGACCACGGCCGCUCGCAUGAAGACUUCUACCACGGGCACAGCCACGCUCACGCGCACGAGGACUUCCAUGACCAUGGCCAUGUGCACGAGGACUUCCAUGACCAUGGCCACGUGCACGAGGACUUCCAUGGCCAUGGCCACGCGCACGAGGACUUCCAUGGCCAUAGCCAUGCUCACCAUGGCCAUUCGCACAAUGACCUGCACCAUGGCCAUGAUCACUUGCACGUUGACAUCCACCUGGGUCAUGCCCACGAGGGUCUCCAUGGCCCUGGGCAGGCUGAUGCUAGGCACCCCGCAGGGGACUCCCCCAGCCAGCAGCUGCCACAGGAGCGGCUGGACCCAGUCCAGUUGUGGACCCAUGCCGUGGGUGCCACGCUGCUGAUCAGCGCUGCCCCUUACUUCAUUCUCUUCCUCAUUCCUGUGGAGUCCAACACGUCCCAGCACCAGGCCCUGCUCAAGCUGCUGCUCAGCUUUGCCUCAGGAGGGCUCCUGGGAGAUGCCUUCCUGCACCUCAUCCCCCACGCCCUGGUGCCCCAUUCCCACCACGCAGAGGGCAGGAACACCCACUCCCACCCACAGGUGCCUGGACAUGGACAUUCCCACCAAGGGCCAGAGCAUGAGCAGAUGAUGUCAGUGGGGAUCUGGGUGCUGGCCGGGAUUGUUGCCUUCCUGGUGGUGGAGAAAUUUGUGCGACACGUGAAGGGGGGACACGGACAUGGGCACAGCCACAAUGGGCAAAGCCACGUCUCCAAGGCAAAGAGCAGCUCCGGAGAGGAGGAUGAGGGGCCCCGGGUCGAAGGGCUGCGGGAGAGGAAGGCCGGCCGGAGUGGUGUCCCCGUCGUGGCAGUGCAGAGGAAGAGAGGCCAGGAGCGCGAGCUGGGGACCCUGGAGUCCACGAUGCGGGUGUCAGGCUACCUGAACCUGGCAGCCGACCUGGCGCACAACUUCACAGACGGGCUGGCCAUCGGGGCCUCCUUCCUGGCAGGCACCAGCGUGGGGGCUGUGACCACGCUCACCGUUCUGCUGCACGAGGUGCCCCAUGAGGUCGGGGACUUCGCCAUCCUCGUUCAGUCUGGCUGCAGCAAGCGCAAGGUACCAUGGACCCACCCCCUUCCCCUGGGAGUCACCCUCCAGGACCUCUGUCCAUCAGGGGGCAUCCUGAUGUCCACCCAUGUCUGGAAACCCCCAGUUUCCCUGGGGUACCCCCCACCCCAGGACCCCUUUAAUCCCCCAGAAGUUACCUCCCAGACUUUCCCCAGCACCCCUCCCAACCCCAACGCCCCCAAUUCCCUGGGGGACAUCCCCAACACCAUUUCCAACCCUAGGACCCCCAGCCCCACGGGUCAUCCUGGGAACGACCCCAGGCAUCUGGGCCCCAUCUCCCUGCUCUACAGCUCCCCCAUACUGAGCUGGGGAGAGACUCGGGCUGUCCUGCCCCCCACCCCCAGCAGCGCCUGGUGGGAACCCAGGUGUCCUGACCCAGGCAUCCGGCAGGCCCGGUUCUCGGCCGCGCCCCACGUGUGCGUGAACUGUGCUGGGAUCACCCGGGACGAGUUCCUACUCAAGCAAACAGAGGCCACAUUCGAUGAAGUCAUUGCCGUCAACCUCAAGGGCACCUUCCUGGUCAUGCAGGCUGUGGCGCAAGCACUGGUGCAGAGCGGUGCCCCUGGUGGCUCCAUCAUCAACCUGGGCAGCAUCAUGGGCAAGGUAGGAAACCUGGGGCAGGUGAACUACGUGGCGUCCAAGGCAGGCGUGGAGGGGCUGACCAAGACUGCUGCCAAGGAGCUGGCCAGGUAUGGGAUCCGCUGCAACGUAGUGCUGCCUGGCAUCAUCCGCACCCUCAUGACGGAUCAGGUGCCCCCCAAAGUGAUGGCGAAGUUAUUAGCGCUGGUGCCUAUGGGACGGCUCGGAGACCCCGAAGAGGUGGCUGACGUCUGCGCCUUCCUGGCCUCAGAGGAGAGUCGUUACAUCACAGGGGCCAGCGUGGAGGUGACAGGGGGGCUCUUUCUCUGAUGGACCUGCCCCCUGUCCUGCUGCUGGGAGGUCCAGCAGUUCCCAGAAGCCUUUGCUCUGAGCUCCCGCCUCCAGCCCCCCACCCCGGGUGGAGCUGAGGGAGCGCAUCCAGCAUUUCCCAAGUGCCUCUGCAGCCACCUUCCCUGCCCCCGCAAGCCCAGCCUGGGCAGGGGACACCGGGGGCCCUGCUGGCUCAUCACACUAUAAUAAAUCGGUCAUUGCACCUGGAAA
Alligator sinensis (Chinese alligator) is the source of this 2621-nucleotide messenger RNA. It is a transcript of the gene SLC39A7, whose product is annotated as solute carrier family 39 member 7. The transcript is spliced from 15 exons. The coding region runs from base 150 to 2390 and encodes 746 amino acids. Gene Ontology annotation, molecular function: oxidoreductase activity; zinc ion transmembrane transporter activity. NCBI's taxonomy places the organism in Eukaryota, Metazoa, Chordata, Crocodylia, Alligatoridae. The record is from RefSeq and is a predicted model, not a curated record. Gene Ontology annotation, biological process: zinc ion transmembrane transport; intracellular zinc ion homeostasis. Gene Ontology annotation, cellular component: membrane.